UCGAUUUUUCAAGCAGGGAGUCGGGCCGUCAGAGACCGCAGUAGCCCGGCCGACACAGUUGAGGAAGGACACACCGCUUCGUUCCAAACAUGAGGGAAAUUGUACACAUCCAAACUGGACAGUGUGGUAACCAGAUUGGCACCAAAUUCUGGGAAAUUAUCAGUGAUGAACAUGGCAUCCAGCCAACAGGAGAGUACACCACAGGUGUUGAAAAAGAUCUGAUGGAUCUUCAAUUGGAGCGCAUUAAUGUGUACUACAAUGAAGGAAACCAGGGCAAGUACGUGCCACGUGCUGUCCUGGUUGAUCUUGAACCAGGCACAAUGGACAGUGUGCGUGCUGGACCUCACGGCCAACUAUUUAAGCCAGAUAGUUUUGUGUUUGGUCAGAGUGGUGCAGGAAACAACUGGGCCAAGGGUCAUUACACAGAAGGAGCAGAGUUGGUCGAUUCUGUUUUGGAUGUCGUCCGGAAGGAAUCUGAAAAGUGUGACUGUCUACAAGGAUUCCAGCUCACACACUCGUUAGGUGGUGGCACAGGUUCAGGAAUGGGUACCCUGCUUGUCUCAAAAAUUCGUGAAGAAUUCCCAGAUCGUAUUAUGGUCACAUUCUCCGUUGUACCUUCUCCCAAGGUAUCUGAUACUGUGGUGGAACCUUACAAUGCCACUCUGUCCAUCCACCAACUUGUAGAGAACACUGAUGAAACCUAUUGUAUUGACAACGAAGCUCUAUAUGACAUCUGCUUCAGAACGCUUAAACUGCAAAAUCCUACCUAUGGUGAUUUGAACCAUCUUGUUUCUUUAACCAUGUCUGGGGUUACCACUUGUUUACGGUUCCCUGGUCAGUUAAAUGCUGAUCUCCGGAAACUUGCAGUGAACAUGGUACCUUUCCCUCGACUUCAUUUCUUCAUGCCUGGCUUCGCUCCCCUGACUGCUCGUGGCUCUCAGCAAUAUCGUGCCCUCACUGUUCCAGAGCUUACUCAGCAGAUGUUUGAUGCCAAGAACAUGAUGGCUGCCUGUGAUCCUCGUCAUGGACGUUAUCUUACUGUUGCAGCAAUCUUCAGAGGGCGUAUGUCCAUGAGAGAAGUUGAUGAUCAGAUGUACAACAUUCAGAACAAGAAUUCCUCAUUCUUCGUAGAAUGGAUUCCAAAUAAUGUGAAGACUGCUGUUUGUGACAUUCCACCAAGAGGCCUAAAGAUGUCUGCAACCUUUAUUGGCAAUUCUACAGCCAUCCAGGAACUGUUCAAGCGUGUAAGCGAGCAGUUCACAGCUAUGUUCAGGCGUAAAGCUUUCCUUCAUUGGUACACUGGUGAGGGUAUGGAUGAAAUGGAGUUCACAGAGGCAGAAUCUAAUAUGAAUGAUCUGGUGUCCGAAUAUCAGCAGUACCAGGAGGCCACUGCUGAUGAUGAAGCGGAGUUUGAAGAAGAGGGGGAAGUUGAAGGCGAGUAUGAUUAAACAAGGAAAAAAGUGAUCUCUCCUAGUGCUAUUGGCAGUCUGCCAACUUAAGUAUUAUUUUCCAUGUAAUCAAAGAAUACCAAUGGAACUUGCAUUUCAUUCCACUUCAGUUAACUACCAUGUAGUUCUUUUCUGUAUCAUUCCUUUGUGUUCAUCUAUGGAGUUUUAUAUCUUUGUUUAAGGCUUUCUUAUAUUAAAUUGUCAUAGUUU
Homarus americanus (American lobster) is the source of this 1658-nucleotide messenger RNA. Its product is annotated as tubulin beta-2 chain. Gene Ontology annotation, biological process: microtubule cytoskeleton organization; mitotic cell cycle. Gene Ontology annotation, molecular function: GTPase activity; structural constituent of cytoskeleton; GTP binding. The record is from RefSeq and is a predicted model, not a curated record. Lineage: Eukaryota; Metazoa; Arthropoda; Malacostraca; Decapoda; Nephropidae. Gene Ontology annotation, cellular component: cytoplasm; microtubule. The transcript has 4 exons. The coding region runs from base 90 to 1448 and encodes 452 amino acids.